Molecule: messenger RNA, 8523 nt
Organism: Hipposideros armiger (great roundleaf bat)
Lineage: Eukaryota; Metazoa; Chordata; Mammalia; Chiroptera; Hipposideridae
Gene: FSTL4
Product: follistatin like 4
Exons: 16
Coding region: 228-2867 (879 amino acids)
Biological process (GO): regulation of BMP signaling pathway; multicellular organism development; cell differentiation
Cellular component (GO): extracellular region
Molecular function (GO): protein binding; calcium ion binding
Source: RefSeq, a predicted model, not a curated record
GAAAUAGGGCAGCCGCGGCGUCGGUCGCGCAGCAGCGGGCAGAGGCGGCUCAGAGAGCCGGAGCCCCGACAACCUCCAGGGCGCCCGGGACCCGCCGACAGCCAGAGAGACCGACCGAAGGACGCAGGGCCAGGUCGCGCCGCCGCUGCCGCCACGGGGCGCUUCCGCCUGCCCAAGUCCGGCCACCUGGUCUUCUCCUCGGCCCCGGCCGCCGCAGACUCAACAAAAUGAAAACAGGACACGUUUGGCUUCAUCUUGCACUGCUCGGGGCUUCCCUGCCAGCUGUGCUGGGGUGGAUGGACCCAGGAACCAGCAGAGGUCCGAACGUGGGUGUGGAGGAGUUGCAGGCAGAGGAAUCCAGAAGCUUUGAAGUCACAAGAAGAGAAGGACUUUCUGGCCACGCAUCCUGCGGAAAGAAGCUAUGCAGCCGCGGGAGCAGAUGCACGCUCAGCAGGGAGACGGGGGAGCCCGAGUGCCGGUGCCUGGAGGCCUGCAGGCCCAGCUACAUGCCCGUGUGCGGCUCCGACGGGAGGCUCUAUGAAAACCACUGUGAGCUCCACCGUGCCGCUUGCCUGCUGGAGAGGAAGAUCGUGGUCGUCCACAGCAAGGACUGUUUCCUUAAAGGUGACCCAUGCACCAUGGCCAGUUACGCCCGCCUGAAGAAUGUCCUUCUGGCGCUCCAGACCCGCCUGCAGCCACUCCGAGAGGGAGACAGCAGACAAGACCCUGCCUCCCAGAAGCGCCUCCUGGUGGAAUCUCUGUUUAAGGAUUUGGAUGCAGAUGGUAAUGGCCACCUGAACAGCUCUGAAUUAGCUCAGCACGUGCUGAAGGAGCAGGACUUGGAGGAGGACUUCCUAGGGUGCUUGCUGGGCGACCUCCUCCGAUUUGACGACUACAACAGUGACGGCUGGCUGACCCUCCGCGAGUUCUACACAGCCUUCCAGGUGGUUCAGCUCAGCCUCGCCCCUGAGGAGAGGGUCAGCGUGACCACAGUGACCGUGGGGCUGAGCACGGUGCUGACAUGCGCUGUCCGAGGAGACCUGCGGCCACCCAUCAUCUGGAAGCGCAACGGGCUGGCCCUGAACUUCCUGGAUUUGGAAGACAUCAAUGACUUCGGAGAGGACGACUCCCUCUACAUCACCAAGGUGACCACCAUCCACAUGGGCAAUUACACCUGCCACGCCUCCGGCCACGAGGAGCUGUUCCAGACCCACGUCCUGCAGGUGAAUGUGCCACCUGUCAUCCGCGUCUAUCCCGAGACACAGGCACAGGAGCCAGGGGUGGCGGCCAGUCUGAGAUGCCACGCAGAGGGCAUUCCUAUGCCCAGAAUCACUUGGCUGAAAAAUGGCAUGGAUGUAUCAACCCAGAUGUCUAAACAGCUCUCCCUUUUAGCCAGUGGGAACGAACUCCACAUCGGCAGCGUCCGGUAUGAAGACACAGGGGCGUACACCUGUAUUGCCAAAAAUGAAGUGGGCGUGGAUGAAGACAUCUCCUCGCUCUUCAUUGAAGACUCAGCUAGGAAGACCCUUGCAAACAUUCUCUGGCGAGAGGAAGGUACCCAGCUGACUUGUUCUGUAUUGUGCCUGUCAUCACGUGUGUUUGUGGUUUUCCAAUGGGCCAUCUCUCCAGGAGCCGCCAUCAGCUUUUCCAGACACCAAGCAGUCCCCACCAGUGGGGUCCAUGUGCCAAAUUGGAUGGGAAGGGGGAGGUCAAUGUCAAACUCAAGUGGCAAACAGGGAAGCAGAUUUAAAACCUACUACCAUCAGUUUUCGGAGAAGCCCCAGGAGGCUGUUCCUGGGGAAGAAAUCUGUCCUCAAGGGGAAGGAGAUACCAGCCAGCUGUGUGAGUGGGCGUCGGCAGUGAACGUCAGGCAUCGCUACAUCUACGUGGCCCAGCCAGCCCUGAACAGGAUCCUCGUGGUUGACGUUCAAGCCCAGAAAGUCCUCCAGUCCAUAGGUGUGGACCCUCUGCCAGCUAAGCUGUCCUAUGACAAGUCGCAUGACCAAGUGUGGGUCCUGAGCUGGGGGGACGUGCGCAAGUCCCAACCAAGCCUCCAGGUGAUCACAGAAGCCAGCACCGGCCAGGGCCAGCAUCUCAUCCGCACACCCUUUGCAGGAAUGGACGAUUUCUUCAUUCCCCCAACAAACCUUAUUAUCAACCACAUCAGGUUCGGCUUCAUCUUCAACAAGUCAGUCCCCGCAGUUCACAAAGUCGACCUGGAAACGCUGAUGCUGCUCAAGACCAUCGGCCUACGGAGUCACCGCUGCCUGCCCCAGGCCAUGGCCCACACCCACCUGGGCGGCUACUUCUUCGUCCAGUGCCGACAAGACGAGGCCACUUCUGCUCCACAGCUGCUAAUCGACAGCGUCACGGACUCCGUGAUUGGCCCCAACAGCGAUGUGAGCGGCACCCCACACGCGUCCCCGGACGGGCGCUUCGUGGUCAGCGCGGCCACCGCCAGCCGCCAGCUGUACGUGCAGGAGGUCACGCUGCGCGGGGAGAUCCGGACCCUCUACCACCUGAGAAUACGCCAGGGCAUCUCGGACUUGGCCUUCCAGCGCUCCUUCACCCACAGCAAUCAGUACUACGUGUACGCCACGCUGGAGGCAGAGCCCGCCCUGCUCUUCCUGGAGCUGUCCACCGGGAAGAUGGGCGUGCUGGAGGACUUCAAGGAGCCGCCCGCGGGCCCCGCCCGGCCCUGGGGAGGGCCCCGCAGGAUCGUGAGGGACAGCGGGCUGUUUGGACAGUACCUCCUCACGCCAGCCCAAGAGUCACUGUUUCUCAUCAACGGGCGACAAAACGCACUGCGGUGUGAGGUGUCGGGAAUAAAAGGGGGGACCACAGUGGUGUGGGUGGGCGAGGUAUGAAGGAGGCCAGCCCAGAGCCUGGGCCAUGGAGCCCCACUUUGUCCUGUCACCGCAGCCCCAAGCAGGCGCGCUGUACAUUUUUUUACAGACAAAAGCAAAAACCUGUUAUUCGCUUUGUGGUUCAACACUGGUCUCCUUGCAAGUUUCCUAGUCUAAGGUAUGCGCUGCUAAACCAGACUGGGGUUUUGUUCGUUAGGAAGUAUGAGGUAUGCCUUGAGCUAUGUGGAGAACCCAUGCUGCUGUGUAACGGAGUCAUUUCUGCGCCCAGCGACACGCCCGCCAUGUUACCUGGGAAUGCCAUGGGACCGAGAGCUCUGCUUUCCAGGCAGACACUUCCGUCGGUUGCCUUCACGUCCUCAUUCUCCUUUACCGCCAGAUCCAGCCAGACUUCACCCUGAUGGAGUGGCCUGAAACCAGGCCUGGAGACACGGGCCCACCAGGAGCAUGGGCUUCCCCUCCUGGCACCAGAGCCACAUCUGUCCUCGCUCUGCACCUUCUUCCUCCUUUGCAGCUGCUUCUUGCUUUUCUUUCCAUUUGACUUGUAAGCCUGAGAGAGAGCCAACAAGACUAUGGCAUCUUGGGGGAUGGGGAAAUCACUCACUUUAUUUUGGAAAUUUUGAUUAAAAGAUAAUUUUUUAUAAUCGCAAAUGCUAGUAAGCAGAAAGACGCUCUCCGAGGUCCAGCGCUAUUCUUCCCUGCCUUAGGCCAAGUCUCUGAGAGUCACCACCCCACAUCCCACAGCCAGAAAGAACAUUGGUCAUCAAAGAAUAACAGUCCUCUACACCCCUAACAUCCCAAAGUGCAGAUCGGGCCACCACACUGGUAAAGACUCCAUUCUGGGUUGGGACCCCAAGAGACCAGGACAAACCCUGCAUGCCUGCUUUUCACCACUGAAGAGAGACAUUAGUAGCCAGACCCAAGGAAGACUGGGCUUGCCUGGCAAGGUGUGAGCAGCCUGCCGACUAGAGACCUCCAGGCUCAACACAGAAACCCCAAGAACACAAGUGGGAUCCAGGCGGGUUCCAUUAGGUGAUCCCCUUUAAAAAUUAGUUUCUUUUCUGCCUGUGGCCCUUGCACUCAGCUCUGGUGCCCCCAGCCCCUGCAUCAUCACAGAACAGUUAGCACAGUGUUUUCAGUAAGUGUUAUUCUUACACACAGGCCCCUCUCUCCCCUUAAUACACACUUUAAAACACAGAAUCAGAAGGAUUCGGCCGGUUAGUAUCCUGCUGAAUUAUUCCCAAAUGUCUCAGGCUAUGGUGGGCUCUCAGAAGUACAACCCCAAGCAGCCCUGUAAAGACAUCAUGUGUCAGAGAACCCCUGGAAGGAAGAGGCUCCCUUAAGCUCUGAGAACCCCCCUUUCCUUCUCACUCACAUCAUUGGCCAUCACUCUGGUAUGCUUUCUGGCUUAAAUGAUCAUUUUUCAAGCCACCUGGCAUUGGGAGAGGUGGUCCCAUCACGGACACCUUAGUUAGUUUCGCCCUUUCACCGGACAACACAGUCAUGAUUUUCCUGUGCUGCUGAGGAAUGGCCCCUUUCCAGGAAAGGAAGAUACAGACCCUGCCUCACUCUAAAUACGCACAGCUCUCUUUCACUCCCACCUGACUGCCCAACCCACCUGAGCCCCCACCCCCUCCCCGUUCCCUGAGAUCAGCCAGUCUUCUCGUGUGUCUCAUGCUUAGUUCACCAAACACCUGUUCCCUACAACUCCAAGGAGUGUGCCUAGGUUUGUACAGUCACACUUUAAAUUUUUUUAAAAGGUUAAAUAUGUAGAUAUAGAUUGAAGAAACUGACUUCAAAAGCCUAAUAUUCAGUUUCACGAUAGCUAGGAUGGAUGACUAACACAUCUCACCCUUUCUUUUUACCCUUGACACGUACUUCCAAACUCCCACUUCUAUCACUGAAAUUUUCCAAUUUUAAUGAACUUCGCUCUUUGGAAAAAUCUUCUAAAUUGUGGCAGCCCCUGGCAGAAAAAGUCUCUGAGCCCAACUGAGAAAGAGCCCCGCUGAUGGCCAGACCCAAACGUUGGUCCCUCUGUGUUGCAGGAUUCCUAAGUAAAAGACCAAUCUGAUCCCAACUGGCCUUUGAAACUAAGAAUGACUUCUGUGGCAUCUGCUCCUUUUCCACAAUUCCCUCCAUUUCUAAGUGUGUCUAAAAAGCAUAGCUGCCUCUCAUUGUCCUCCUCACUGUGCAGUCACGAGAGACGGCCAGCUUUGGUCUCACUGCCCACAUGCCAGACACUAUCGAAUCAGAGCAGAGAAUCACAGAACUGAAAUUAUGAAAUUGACAAAAUCACAAGGGCUGGAGGGUCAAUGGUUUCUCAGCACUGCAACCAACAGAACUGCUUGCAUGGGAGGCAGGGGAAAGGUUGGCCCCAGAAGAGGCUCAUGGAACACAGUUUGAAAGCCACCGGGGUAAGAAGUCAUCUUAACAGGUGGGCCUUGAAGCAAACCCAGCCAGUGAUCUUCCUAAAAUACACAAAAGAUCAACUAAUUACUACUACUUCCCAUUAAAGAAGUAACCCUUUCACCAAAAGAAUCACCAAAAAAGCUGCUUACAUAAUGAACAAUUUCAACAUUAUUGAAUUUUGAAAUAAAAUUAAUUUCACAAAAAUUCAACAUCGAUUUUUUUUUCAGAAUAACAAACACAUAAUCUACACCUGUGUUGACAUUAAAGCUUUGAAAUGAAGGCCCUCAUUCUCCUGCCCAAGUGAGCAGAACCCCACAGGGAGGUUCUGGGUUCAAAAGCCCGCCCAUCUGCCCCAGACUGGUGAUAGGAAGAGGGAUUUAUCUGUUUCUAGACAAUUGCGUAGACUUUCUGCACAAGUAGGCCUGGGCAUAGACCACACCCAAGAUGGCAAAUGCCUGCCCCAGCAACCCUGACCCAGCGAGCCCUGCCUGGGGUUGGCCCUGGCUUCUUUCUUAAAUCUCCAAGUCAUUCGAGGGUCCUACUACCUCCCCCAAACCCCCAGAAGUAGCCAGAAGAGCUGCUUGAAAGUCUUGGUAGGGGCCAACCGCUACCACUAAGCUUCAGAUACUUCGAUCUAGAGAUAGUGUCACCAGGCACAGAAGCUCAGUCUCUGCCAUUCCCACUCCCUACCCGGCCCCCUCCUCACCUCCCUGCUCCUCUGUACAGAAAAGGGCACCUGGCUCCAGAUAGGUGUCCUAGAGGACAGCUCUCAACCCCAGAUAAAGCCAAGAACCACCCGCUGCCCUGAAAUGGUAACUGCUGAGUCUUCAUGCAGGAAAGCAGCCUGGAGUCCACUUCGUACAGCUACAACUUCCUGUUGACCAAGAACCUGUGAACUAAAGGCCAUUUCAAAACUGAGCUGUGAAACAGAUUCAUUUGGAUAUAUUUUUCUACAAGGGGCUUAAAAAAUAAUCGAUUGAUAUUUCAGAAUGUGUUUCCUUCAUAUACCACGGAUGCUGCACCAGCUUUAUCACCAAACCCCACAGCUCGCCCUCUCUGUUCCUCCUCUUCAGAAGCAAGACUUCAGGGGAGUUAACACCACUCCCCCCUCCCUCCUACGCAUCCGCCAAUCUACCUCACAUCCUCCUCCCUGCACCCAGCUCUAGAGCGCUGGCCCCAUGGCAGGAGGCCAGACAGGUGAUGCAGGACAAUGACAAUGCUGACAUGAAGGCUUUUGCCACCCUCCCCCACCCAGGACCCCAGAUCCCACUCCAAAUGCAGUCAGAACUCAUGGACACAGCCCCUUGCUGCCCUGACUCACACCCCCCAAACCUUUGCUUGCUUGCAGCCCUUCGGAGUUAGGUGACCAAGACUAGAGAGAACUCAGAGCCAUCAGGGAAGUCAGCUGUUAUCAGACAGAAACUGUUGGAGAAGGACAGAGACCGUGACAUCUGAGCCAAGCCUCGUCCCUUAGAGGGCCUGAGCUACAGCUCCGUGUAUUCCAUUUUAUUCUCUGUCUUCCCCUUCCCACGUCUUGGGCCUUUUGCUCCUACAAUUCACAUGGCAACCAACCUGACCGCCACAUCAGCCCCCAUGGCCUUUGUCCAUGCUGCUUCCUUGCAUUGUGGUACAAGUAAGAAAUCAUGCAGAGGACUAGAUGCUACUAUUUGCCCCCAGACUGGCACACAGGCAAAGCAGUUUCGUUCAAGAAAGUCUCAAGCUUCCUUGGUUUCUCUCCAAAAUCAUAGAGAUCACAGGACAGGCAGAGUUGCUUAAAAGAUUCAAAGGGAAAAUAUAUAGUGCCUAUCCUCAAGGUGUAACUGCACGACUCUAAAUACCUGACGGAAUACAACCAACUUCUGGCUUUGGUCUACACCAAAUUACCUGCCAAGUCAUGUGAGGAUGUGAGCACCUUCUCUGGGCCUGCAGGCUUUAGGCACCACCAUCCAGCAGACAGCAGGAGCCCAGCAAGCAAGGUCUCAUGCAUCCUCUGGAGCUCUGGGCAGCAAGUGGGAAUUGAACCAAACACAACGUGUAAAAUUAUGGAAAAUACAGACUGGGGAUUGGGCUUCAACAUUCACAGCGAGGCUUCUUUAGCCAGCACCAGAGUGUUGAGUGUGUGUUUGUUUGGGGUUUUUUUUGAUAAAGCCACAGUUCACACACUCCCCUUUCCAAGCUCACUUUGACUAAUAUGCGACCAUCCCUUUUCCCUGUGGCCCCAGAGAACAUGGGCCACGCCCUACAGGGCUUUAGAGGGCUUCGUCUGCACUCCACAAAGCAAUAACUGUUAACUCACCCCAACCCCAAGCCUGGUGACAUGUGACUCUCCACAUGUCACCAUUGCAGGAUAGGAGAAGACUGCCUUCUGGGGGCACCCUCUUCAAGAUCGGAGCUUCAUUUCUGAGGAAGGGCAACCAGUACUGGCUGGUUACAGGGCCCAAGAGCUCUCAAAUGAGAACAUUUUUAAAAAUCUAAACCUUCAUCCACAGCCCAGCGUGAUGUCUGCCAUAGGUUUAAGAGUUGUUGGUCCCUUGCUACUUCAGCUGCUUCAGAGAGGUAAGGGACAACAGAUCUGCAAGCUACACUCCCCCCCACCCAGACCCACAGCACACCCUUCUGUGGCGCCCCGUUGGCCCACACCCUCACUGCCCGGCUCCUGUGGCUGGCCAGCACCCCCGCCCUGGUCCCGUCACACCCUGCCUUCCCCAAACUGCUUGCGCUUUCUGAAGGCCUUGUAAGGUGAUCUAAAAGCAGAACUGGGCAUGGAGUUUUGCUGGAGUGGUCACACCCUGUUUCCUGCUGUAGUGUAGCUGAAUGACCCUCAAGAUAUGAUGUCACACACACACCAUUUAUCCUGUUAGGAUUCUCAUCCUCCCACACCUCAGAAAACUUUCAGAUCUCUUAUGUCAAGGCAGGUUACGUUAUUUUGAGCAGUUGUGUAGAUUCCAAAAUAUAUUUUCUGUAAUCACCAGUAUUUCUCAAAAGGCCUCCUGUAAUUACUAUACAUGUGAAUUUUUCCUUAUUUAUAAAAUAUAUAUAAAUUAUUUUUAAUACAUCAACUUUAGUAGAAAUUUGUACCAACACAGUAACAGUAUGUGGCAUUUGAAAUAAGUUUGUGUUUACUUUGAUGUAUUACACAGUAUUGAACAUGCCGUGUGUUUGCAGCACCACUUGAUAUAAAGCCGAUUCACAAGUUAUCAUAAAGUAUUAUCAUUGUAAAUGCUCUUUUUCUGAGGAUUUUACAAUAAAA